Messenger RNA from Loxodonta africana (African savanna elephant), 4507 nucleotides. RefSeq names its product angiogenic factor with G-patch and FHA domains 1 (gene AGGF1). The coding region runs from base 368 to 2566 and encodes 732 amino acids. Gene Ontology annotation, biological process: positive regulation of angiogenesis. NCBI's taxonomy places the organism in Eukaryota, Metazoa, Chordata, Mammalia, Proboscidea, Elephantidae. The record is from RefSeq and is a predicted model, not a curated record. The transcript is spliced from 15 exons. Gene Ontology annotation, molecular function: protein binding; nucleic acid binding.
CCAUCAUUUCCGGUUCAGCACAGGAAUAGCCGGAGCAGUUCUGGGCUCUGCUUUCCUGAUCCGCCCAAUACUCCAACGCUCUUCCCGCUUUCUAGGUCGUUGGGGAAAGUAGGUGCGAAGAAAGUUUUCCGGUUUCAGGGUCGCGCGAAUCGCAGCUUAGCCUGCUUCGCCUUGCUCGUUGCCCGCAGCCACUCUCGGCUACAGGCAACGAGCUUUCUGUCGUCAUGGCCAGAGGCCGCCGCGGCCAGGCGCGUGUGAGUCCGCCUUUCGCUGCCCGAGCGUUCCCGUGGCCUCUGGGACCGCCGGUGCCCGCCUUGGCCUGAGCGUAGCCCCUUCCGAGUACGGGGGCCCCCUCGCGCUGGGCCACAUGGCCUCCGAGGUGCCGUCCCAGCCGCCGUCGCCUUCGUCGUCGCCGCCCACCUCUCCCGAGCCCGAACUGGCCCAGCUGAGGCGGAAGGUGGAGAAGUUAGAACGCGAGCUGCGGAGCUGCAGGCGGCAGGUGCAAGAGAUCGAGAGGCUGCUGCAUCACACAGAGCGGCUGUACCAGAGCGCCGAGAGCAACAACCAGGAGCUCCGCACUCAGGUGGAAGAGCUCAGUAAGAUACUCCAUUGUGAGAGAAAUGAAGAUAAUAAAAAGUCUGAUGUAGAAGUACAAACAGAGAACCACACUCCUUGGUCAAUUUCAGAUUACUAUUAUCAGACAUACUAUAAGGAUGCUAGUCUUCCAGAUAAAGCACCUGAACUCUCAGCUCAACAAAGUCAGGAUACUGACGCGUCUGCUUUUAACUCUGAAGACCAGUCACAAAUAGAAAAUGAUGUUUACACUGGCACUGGCGUAACAGAAGAUGUUAAAUAUAGACAAGAAGACCUGUUUCCCUCCAAUUCGCAGGAGUCAGCACCUGUAUUAACGACAGAAGAUACAUCUUUAGAGGGUUCCUCAUUAGCUGAAAGUUUGAGAGCAGCAGCAGAAGCUGCUGUAUCACAGACUGGAUUUACUUAUGAUGAAAAUACUGGGUUAUAUUUUGACCACAGCACUGGCUUCUACUAUGAUUCUGAAAAUCAACUAUAUUAUGAUCCCUCCACUGGAAUUUAUUACUACUGUGAUGUAGAAAGUGGUCGAUAUCAAUUUCAUUCUCGAGUAGAUUUGCAAACUUAUCAGACUUGUAGCAUAAAACAAAGUAAAGAUAAAAAACUGAAGAAGAAAAGAAAGGAUCCAGAUUCUGCAACAAGUGAAGAAAAGGAUUUGAAUUUAGAAGAUCAAAAAGUAUUCACUGUUGAACAAAUAAGCUGCAAUGAGGGAGAAGAUUUUGCAAAUGUGAAAAAGAAGGCCAAAAGAGACACUCAUUACAAAAAUAGUUCCCCCAAAUUCACUGUUCCAGUUAGUGGGAACACUGUAGAAUCUCCUUCUAAUGAAAACACCUAUAAUUUGACUUCAUCUAAAGAUGAGAAAAUCCUAGAGACUGAUAGUGAGCCAGAAGAAGGUGAAAUUACAGACUCUCAGACCGAGGACAGUUAUGAUGAAGAUGCCAGUGAAGACAGUGUAACUGCAGAGGACACUGAGGAUGAAGAUGAAGAGAAAAUUUGGCCCCCCUGUAUCAGAGUAAUUGUUAUUAGAUCACCAGUGCUGCAGAUAGGAUCACUUUUUAUCAUUACUGCUGUAAACCCUGCUACAAUUGGAAGAGAAAAAGAUAUGGCACAUACUCUUCGAAUCCCUGAAGUUGGUGUCAGUAAGACUGCAGAAGUUGGGAAAAAUCUUCAGUUUCUUCAUCUUUGGUGUCAGUGGUUGUUUCACGCAGAAAUUCAUUUUGACCAUGAGUUACAAAGUUAUGUCCUCGUGGAUCAAGGAAGUCAGAAUGGCACAAUUGUUAAUGGAAAACAGAUUCUUCAGCCUAAAACUAAAUGUGACCCAUAUGUGCUUGAGCAUGGAGAUGAAGUGAAAAUUGGAGAGACUGUAUUGUCCUUUCACAUUCACCCUGGAAGCGAUACCUGUGAUGGCUGUGAACCAGGGCAGGUUAGAGCUCACCUUCGCCUUGAUAAGAAAGAUGAAUCUUUUGCUGGUCCAGCACUAAGUAAAGAGGAAAAAGAGUUGGAAAGAAGAAAAGAAUUAAAGAAAAUACGAGUAAAAUAUGGUUUACAGAAUACAGACUAUGAAGAUGAAAAGGCACUGAAGAAUCCAAAAUAUAAAGAUAGAGCUGGAAAACGUAGAGAACAGAUUGGAAGUGAAGGACCUUUCCAAAGAGACGAUGCCCCUGCAUCUGUUCAUUCUGAAAUUACUGAUAGCAACAAAGGUCGGAAGAUGUUGGAGAAGAUGGGUUGGAAAAAAGGAGAGGGCCUAGGGAAGGAUGGUGGAGGAAUGAAAACUCCGAUUCAGCUUCAGCUUCGGCGGACACAUGCAGGCUUGGGGACAGGGAAAGCAUCCUCAGUUGAAGAUGUUCACCUUCUCCAAAACAAGAGCAAAAAGAACUGGGACAAAGCACGAGAGAGGUUUGCUGAAAACUUCCCAGAAACUAAGCCUCAAAAAGAUGCUUCAGGAUCCAUGCCUUGGGUAAAAGGGAGUACAGAGUGAAGCUCAAUCAGAGAACAAAAUUCAGGCAUUUAAAAAGAGUUUGGAAACUCUUUAUUGCAGAACUUUCCCCUACAAAAGCAUCAGUGGCACCAGGGAACUAUGUCAUAAUUUACUCCCUCAGGACUCAAAAGUGUGUAAUAAAGUAUGGUUUAGUUAUGUUGGUAAACUUUGCAGCUUUUAAAAACCAUUUUUUAAACAAAUAAAUAGUGACUGAAUCAAGUUAUGCUAUAGUGGACUAAAGUUCACAGGGCGCAGAUGAGCUUAUCAAACUGUGUUAUCUAGUCAUUUACAUUCCCCAUAUAAGCAAAUACCAUAAAAGCAGGAUCUAUAUAACCACUGAUGACCUGAAUGUACAUUUGUCUUUGUACAUUUGUCCUAUGUCCAUAUAUUCAUUAUUCUAAGAUGCACAGCAAAAGAAACAUGAGAAGUUUAUAAAAAAGUUUUAACCAUGUGCAUCCUUGUUUAUUCCUUUAGAAACUAGAUAAAAACAUUGAGAAAAUAUGGGUAGUGGUACACAGACUUCAUUAUCCUUGAAAUAUAGCCUAAGUAAUACCAUUGAAGACUUAAUGAACAGGUGACAUGUUGUAGGAAAUUAGCUUUUUAUUGUUUUCUUCUGUGAAGAAUCGAUUAACUUGUACUAUAUAUCAAGCAUUUACUUUUGGUGUGUUUCGUAGCUAAUGAGAACUUUAGAGAUGAAAAACUGAAUAGUACAGUAUUAAAAUACUCAGUGUGCUGGCAUUCGUAGUUUUGAUAAAUCCCAUUGCUGGCAAUGGAGUUGUACCAGAGAAAUCUGAUUGCUAGUGCAAACGGAUUAGCCAACCAGGGCCUCAAACUCAAGAUAUUUAUUGCAGAUAUACUCAAACGCAAUAAAAACAGUAUUAUAACAUCAAAAAGAGUGAUUCAUUGAAGCAAGGAUUUAAAUACAUUGGUCUGUUUUGAACUUAUAACCAGCCAGAAUUUCCCUCUUUAAAUUGGCAGAAGGAUAACCUCAGAUACUGGAGAACUGCAGUGCAGCCUUCUGGGUACAGGUGUCACUGCUCUGCCAGUUAUCACUAUUCUCUUUGCUUCUGCUCAGCCUUCUCUCAGCUUUUUGCUGGUAACUAACGCUGGAACUGUCCCUUUUCUGAGAGUGAACAGAAGUUAUAGCUCCCCCAUCUAUUAUAAAGAAAUAGCUACAAAAUUUAAAAAUAAGAAAUGGAAAAUCCUGGUGAAAAAAAUUGUACAGUAGGGUAGAUAAUUCAGAAAGAAAGGUACUACCUUUUGGGAUUUCCAGCUAAAGUUUAGAGUCCUUAGGAAUAAAGAGUGAGGAAAAGGAAAAGGUCUUUUUCUGUAUUCUUCCUGGAUACCUACAUAUCUGAACACACACACUCACUCACUCAGGACUGGAGACAACAAAAAUGUCCUACAUUGUUUUCUCUAAAAUAGAAAAAAGUUAUUGCAUUGUCACUAGUCUGAAUGUGAUUCUGGUCUGGUGCUGGUCCCUUAUAUAGCUAAUAAUGUAUUUAAAAAAAAAAACAAAAACCAGUUGCUGUUGAGUCAACUCCAAGUCACGGUGACCGCAUAUGUGUCAGAGUAGAGCUCUGCUCUAUAGGGUUUUCCAUGGUUGAUUUUUUUUAGAAGUAGAUUGCCAGGCCUUUCUUUUGAGGUACCUCCAGGUAGACUUGACCUUCCAACCUUUAGAUCAGUGGCCGAGGGUGUUAAUCAUUUGUACCACCUGGGAACUCCCAUGAUAAUCUAACCCUAAAAAAAACUAAACCCAUUGCCAUUGAGUCAAUUCCGACUCAUAGUGACCCUACAGGACAGAGUAGAACUGCCCCAUAGGGUUUCCGGGGAGUGGCUGGUGGAUUCAAACUGCCAACCUUUUGGUUAGCAGCAGAGUUCUUAACUACUGCACCACCAGGGCUCCCCCAAAAUAAUAAUAUAUAACCCCCAAAAUAGAUU